This is a messenger RNA of Poeciliopsis prolifica (blackstripe livebearer), 941 nucleotides long. It is a transcript of the gene nppc, whose product is annotated as natriuretic peptide C. Gene Ontology annotation, biological process: receptor guanylyl cyclase signaling pathway; cGMP biosynthetic process. Lineage: Eukaryota; Metazoa; Chordata; Actinopteri; Cyprinodontiformes; Poeciliidae. The transcript is spliced from 3 exons. Gene Ontology annotation, cellular component: extracellular region. Gene Ontology annotation, molecular function: hormone receptor binding; hormone activity. The record is from RefSeq and is a predicted model, not a curated record. Bases 113 to 478 code for a protein of 121 amino acids.
UUGGGUAAAAGGACGCGUUCAAACCCGUUCAGUGGCUGACUGACUGAAACGACCGUCCAUCUUACUAAAGAAGAAGAAGAAGAGGAGAGGAAUCCCUGUAAGACUUGACAAAAUGAACUUGUCCUACUUGGUUGCCUGUGGACUUUUGGUCAGCCUGCUUUCAGAAAAGAUGGGAGCAAAGCCUUUGACUCCAGCGCAACAGAAGUCCCUCCGAAGUUUGCUGGGUGAGGAACUAGCGGAGAUCCUGGAGUCAGAUGAGAGGGAGCGGAGGAUAGACGCAGUGCGCACUCGGAUGAGGUUACUGCGAGAUUUACGCAUGGACACCCGCGCCAGAGGGAUGUGGGCACGUCUCCUCAACGACCAGCCCGCAGCGAGGAGGCACAAGUCGGGAAACAAGAAGGCGGGCUCCACGUCACGGAGUGGCUGUUUCGGACACAAGAUGGACAGGAUAGGGACCAUCAGCGGGAUGGGCUGCUAGGGCUCGGAGCUGCGCAGAGGCGGUCUUUGGACGAUGGGUUUGGACAACAUAGGCUGAGUGUGUUGCCACCUGAGCGAAAAAUGACCAACUGAUAUGACUUUCGGUACGAUCGAGCCCACAGCCAGCGUUGGGCAAAGACUGAGAAGACAAUGCUGCAGAAGCCUCAUCACUUUAUAUAAAUAAAUAUGAAUAUAUACAUAGUAAAUAUGCAGGUAUAUAUUCAUCAAUGUAUGCCAGACAAAUGGUCUACAAAUACAGAGAUGCAUACUAUGACGUUGUGGACAAUGGUGUAAAAACUAAAAACCGCAAGAGCUGUACAUUGUUGCUGCUGCUGCUGUACAUUCAAGUACUUCAUUCACUCCUGCGUUAAUGUAUUUAUGUUUAAAAUAUUUAUAUGUUUAUAAAAGAGAUAUUUAUAAAUCUGAGUGUUAUUUAUGUAACAUUUUUGAAAAUGGAUGCAAAC